Ichthyophthirius multifiliis is the source of this 690-nucleotide messenger RNA. RefSeq lists its product as hypothetical. Lineage: Eukaryota; Ciliophora; Oligohymenophorea; Hymenostomatida. The record is from RefSeq and is a predicted model, not a curated record. The transcript has 3 exons.
AUGAAUAUAAAAUGGUUAUCUUCAUAUAAUAAAUAUUUUAAUAGUAAUAAAUUAAAUUUAUAUAAAAAUUAACAUGAAAUAAGAAUUAAUGAUAAUCCAUAUAAAUAUAAUUCAGCCGAUAAUAUUUAGCUUAUUUCUACUUUUUAAAAUGAUUAUAAAUCGCCUGUAAAUAAUAAUUUUAAAAAAAUAAAAUUAGUUAAAAAAUUAUAAGACAAUAAUCAUUUUUAUGGGUUAACUUCUUAUAAAGCUAAUUAUGUAAAUUGGAAAAGUUAUUUGGGUCCCUGUCAAAAAAAUAAUCACAAAACAAUUGUUGAUGGAAUUAAAUUUGAAGGCGAAUCUACUUCCAAAUAAGCUUAUAUAAAUUUUUCCGACUAUAAUAAAACUAAAUCUUUAAAACCUAAAGAUUAAGAUCCUUUACCUAGAUUAUUAAAAUUCUAAGAUUAAACUACCAAAAAUUAAUACUAUAAAGCUGAAUAAGGUGAAAAAGCUAUAAGUUGUAAAGAACAUAUUAAAUAUUAACCAACGCCUGCUUAUAAAGGAUAAUUUUAAAGUAAUAAUUUCAAAGAUUAUUUAGGCAGUACAAUUUAAUGUGGUGGAGUUGAAAAAUUAAAAGAAGCUUAUAAAAGAAAAAUUUAAAAAUAUAAAAAGCAAUUUGAAUUAGAAUUAUUAAAACUCUAGUAAUAAGAAUGA